Molecule: messenger RNA, 3430 nt
Organism: Camellia sinensis
Lineage: Eukaryota; Viridiplantae; Streptophyta; Magnoliopsida; Ericales; Theaceae
Source: RefSeq, a predicted model, not a curated record
AGAAGUGUGGGAUCGAUCGGUUGGUUGUUACAAUUGAAUUGCAAUGUGAUGAUCUGAAUAAUUGUUCUUUGAUUGUGAUUUUGUGUAUGUGUAUUUGUUCUUGAUAAUUUGCUUCAUGUUUGUUGCUUCGAUGUUCUCUUAUUGAUGUCUAGUGCUCUGUGUUUAAUAUUAAUUGCUAUUGCCGUCAAUCUAAGCAAUUAUGCUUCGCACAAGGAAAAAAACAAAAAAAAGAAUACAAUUGUAUCAUCAUGAAUAGGUUCACUAUUUGUAUCUAUUCGAAAAAUGAGAUUCUUUAUAUGCUAACACCACAACAAAAGGAGUGUUAGAAACUAACAAUAUCUUGUCUUGUCCACUUGGAUUACAAAAACUAACAAAAGCCACACAAUUUUCUCUUAAUGGUGUGCCGGCGAUAUUUUAGAGAAAAUAAAUAAUCUAUUGUCAUUUCUGAGCUAUAAUUCUUUGCGAUAUCUUUCUUUUGUCUUUUUUGAUAACUGGGUGUACGGACCAGCUUGUGUGUAUCUCAAUUAAUCCCAGGGCCUGAAGUUAACAACUGGGAAAACUUCUAGUAGCCUCUCCCUCCCUCCUUCCCUUCCUCUCUUUUGUUUUUUUGUUUUUGUUUUUGCACGCUCGUGUGUGUACACUUCUAUUUAAAGCAUGCCCAACCUCCUAGUUUCUCUAGUAGAAGUCUCUUUGAUUAAGACUUCUUUCUCUAUUGUUUUGAUGUAACUAUCCAUCUCAUUUUGAUAUAACAUUGGUUCUUAGUCUAGAUUCUACACUCUUUUGUCUUGUAUCUGCAGUACGAUUUUAUGAGCAUCGUUGUCCAUUUGUGUUUCUAGUUUGCAUGUGAGCAUGGUUUUGCAUUUGAGCAUCAACUUUUUGAUUGUUAAUUUGUUUGAAAAUGUUUGUUGGACAUUAUGUCUUGAUUCAUCAAUGAGAUGAGUUGUUUGCUGUGAAUUGGAAAUUUGGCUGGUAUGAGAAUCAUUAUGAUAUUAAUGUCGUGCCAGCUCUUUGAAGUUCUCAAACACUGUCACUUUCUCUACACCCUGCUCCUUUUCUCCCCUUUGGACACAUAGACAUACCGUAAGUCUAAAAGUUUAUGUGAUAUUUGGAGUGCCUAAUGCUCUACAUUAUCCUAGAUUUAGGCACUUUCCAUAUCUGUACUUUGGUCUGAUUGGUAAGAUUAGCAAAUUCUUAUGUUAUAAAAUUUUAAUCAUGUGGCUAUAUCAUUAUCUGUCUUUUUAGGACUCUGUGCUCUCUCCACUAAUACAAAAAUUAUGCAAUUGUAUUUCUUAAAUGCUUUAUAGUAAAAAUACUCUCGGUAGAUAUUUCAUGAUCUCCUAGGAAAAUAAAUCUUAUUAAUUGGAUAAUGUGUGAGCUGCAGUGGUAGAUGGCACAUGUAUACUGAAGGUAUUUUUGCUAAAAGUAAUCGAUAAAAGGAUGCAGUUUCAGGAAAAAAAAUGAAUUUUUUUUUCUAUAAAAUGAAAAGAUGUCAGAUGUUUGUGGCAUUCUAAUGCUCUUUUUGCAAGCAGGAGAUUACUCAGAAAAUGAGAAAGUAGCAAUCUUUAAAGCAUUAUUUUUUUGGUACAUCAGAGGCUGUAGCCUAGGGAGGGUGGACGUUUUGCAUUUGGCAAGACUUGAACCCUUAACCACCUAUUGAGGUGGAGGGGUUCUGACCAUUUGAGCUAGCCCCAGUUGGUUAUUCUUUACAGCAACAUUGAAGGCACUUAGCAUGACAAGAACAUAUUAUAAAAAAAACAAAAUAUAGAUAUAAGACAAAGCAUCACAUGAAACGGCCAACAAGAUGGUCAACCAUUACAGUCAAAUGUCUUGCACGAUAGUAAAAUGGAGGUUGGGUUAAUGCCACUUCCCCUCCACAGCAUCCUUAGUCAACGGGGACGACACUAGAGCAUCACAAUUCAAAAUAAGAGAUUCUGUUCCAUUGGUUAAGGUUAAGCAAGGUGUUUAAGAUGAGUUAAUUGAAAGUUAUCAAGGACUGCUAUGGAGAGCAGUGAAAGGUUCUAUGAGAAGGUCUUCUUAAAUGGAGACAUCUAUGUUGGUAAUUUCAAGGGAAUCUUUCCCCAUGGCAAAGGAAAGUAUACUUGGUCAGAUGGAACAAUCUAUGAGGGUGAUUGGGAAGAAGGAAAGAUGACUGGGAAAGGAGAGAUUUUUUGGCCAUCAGGUGCAACUUAUGAGGGUGAUUUUUCUGGGGGUUACCUUCAUGGAUGUGGCACCUUUACUAGUUGUGAUGGGUCUGUGUACAGAGGAGCCUGGAGAAUGAAUGUUCAACAUGGGUUUGGAAGAAAAGAGUACCCUAAUUCUGAUCUUUACAACGGUUUAUGGAAAGAGGGACUAUAUGAAGGCAGGGGUAGGUAUGCUUGGAGUAAUGGUAACACAUAUAUUGGAAACUGGAAAGCUGGGAAAAUGUUUGGCAGAGGUGUUAUGAAAUGGGUGAAUGGUGAUCUUUUUGAUGGGUCUUGGUUGAAUGGGUUCAGACAUGGGUCGGGCUGUUACAGGUUUGCAGAUGGGAGUUAUUAUUUUGGGACAUGGACUAAGGGUCUAAAGGAUGGGCAAGGAACAUACUAUCCUACUGGAAGUAAACAUCCAUCACUUAGAAAGUUGUGUAGCUUUGACAAACACCAGGGCAAGAGCAAAGGGUUGCUAUCUCAUAGUUCAUCCUUGAAUUUGGGGGAGUGCAGGGUUCCAACUCCUAGUGUCAAGCGUAGUCUUUCUGAAAAGAUUUCUAUUAAUGGCUUUUUAAGAGGUGCAGGUCGACUAUCACACAGGACUACAUCAUUGGAUGAAGGCUGUAGCCUUUGUCACUCCACCAGAGAGUUUUCAUCUUGCGACACUUCAUCAAUGUUAUCUCAUUCCGCUGAUGGACCUCAGUGUGAGGUGCAGGAUAAUACUACUGUAGUUUUUGAAAGGGAAUACAUGCAAGGAGUUUUGAUUAAAGAAAGGAUUAGAAAAAGUUCAGGACUAUCAUACAAAAGUGAAAAUCCGAAUAAGUUUCAUGCCAAAGAAGUGAAAAAGAGUUCAUGUGUGAACAUUUUUGAAGGCUUACUCAAUAGGAGUUAUUAUCUGAUGCUUAAUCUGCAACUUGGUAUCAGGUACACUGUUGGAAAGAUCACACCAGUACCCAUGCGUGAGGUGAGAGCUUCGGAUUUUGGAGAACGAGCUAGAAUACAAAUGUAUUUUCCGAGGAAGGGCUCCCAGUUCACACCUCCACAUUAUUCUGUUGACUUCUAUUGGAUGGACUACUGCCCUAUGGUAUUCAGACAACUCAAACUAGACUGCAAGUUCUUAGAAUCUCAACAGAUAAUUGAUUAUAGCCUUUUGUUGGGAUUACAUUUUAGAGCUCCUGAACAACUGAAUGCCUUCUUAGAACCCCCUGAUGCACUGCACAAGCAUGAGAUCUUGCCUCAAACUGAUG